Messenger RNA from Penicillium canariense, 543 nucleotides. Its product is annotated as 60S ribosomal protein uL14. Gene Ontology annotation, cellular component: cytosolic large ribosomal subunit; ribosome. Lineage: Eukaryota; Fungi; Ascomycota; Eurotiomycetes; Eurotiales; Aspergillaceae. Gene Ontology annotation, molecular function: large ribosomal subunit rRNA binding; structural constituent of ribosome. The coding region runs from base 105 to 527 and encodes 140 amino acids. The transcript has 4 exons. Gene Ontology annotation, biological process: translation. The record is from RefSeq and is a predicted model, not a curated record.
CUAAGCGAGGCGAGAAAGCACCGUGGACGUUUCUUCGACUCCCGACCUGACCUUCUGUCGCCAACCCUUUUCGCCUAUCCCGACAACCCCGAUACUCAGCCAUCAUGUCUAAGAGAGGUCGUGGCGGUGCCGCCGGCAACAAGCUGAAGAUGACCCUCGGUCUGCCUGUCGGCGCCGUGAUGAACUGCUGCGACAACUCCGGUGCUCGCAACCUGUACAUCAUUGCCGUCUGCGGUAUCGGUGCCCGCCUGAACCGUCUCCCUGCUGCUGGUGUCGGAGACAUGGUCAUGGCCACCGUCAAGAAGGGAAAGCCCGAGCUCCGCAAGAAGGUCAUGCCCGCCGUUGUCGUCCGCCAGAGCAAGCCCUGGCGCCGGGCUGACGGUAUCUACCUGUACUUCGAGGACAAUGCUGGUGUUAUUGUCAACGCCAAGGGUGAGAUGAAGGGAUCCGCCAUCACCGGCCCUGUCGGUAAGGAGGCUGCUGAGCUUUGGCCCCGUAUUGCCUCCAACUCUGGUGUCGUCAUGUAAAGAGUUUGAAAACCGA